Messenger RNA from Drosophila ananassae, 2105 nucleotides. Its product is annotated as CYFIP-related Rac1 interactor B. The record is from RefSeq and is a predicted model, not a curated record. The coding region runs from base 303 to 1277 and encodes 324 amino acids. Lineage: Eukaryota; Metazoa; Arthropoda; Insecta; Diptera; Drosophilidae. The transcript has 5 exons. Gene Ontology annotation, biological process: regulation of actin filament polymerization. Gene Ontology annotation, molecular function: small GTPase binding.
GGGGUCUCUCUGUGUUUGCUUCACCUGGCCACACUGUGUUUUUUGAUGUUGUUGCGGGGGCCUGUGUUUUUUUCCGCGAAAAAUUCUACCGUAAACGGAGCGGAGAGUGCUUUCUUUUCUGUGUUCGCAACUGCAUAAGGACUCGGUACCGCGCGAUGCGUUCCGCUAGAAUCUAAGCAAUAAUAACCAACUCAACCAAUAAAAAAAAAAGAUAAAAGUGCUGCAUAAUCCAUAAAAGUGCUAAUUAAUAAAUAAAAAAAAAAAAUACAAAAAAAAGGAAAUCCAUAAGUUAAUCAAAGAAAAUGGGAAAGCUGCUGAGCCUGCUGUCACGCGAUGACUCGAAUUGUUGCGCAGCCAAGUCCUAUGAUGUCUUCCUGGAUUUCGAGAAUGCCGCGCCCACGGAAACGGAACGAGCGGUCUACGAGGAGGUGGAGCGAGUGCUCCGGGAGUCGGAGGUGGUGCUCGAGGAGAUACAGAUCUAUCGGGGUGCUGGGAAGGAAAUUCGAGAAGCCAUCGCUGAUCCAUCCCCGGAGGUAACUGGCAAGGCCUGGGCGGCGGUACUGCCGCUGGUGAAUAAACUGAAACGGUGCUACGAACACUCCAUGGAGCUGGACAAGAUUGUGCCCAAGCUGCUGGGCCAGCUGGUGGGCGGAAAGCUGAACCCAACACAACACCUGGAGACCCAGCAGGCGCUGGUCAAGCAGCUGGCCGAGAUCUUGGAGUUUGUGCUAAAGUUCGAUGAGUACAAGAUGAAAACACCCGCCAUACAGAAUGACUUCAGCUACUACAGACGCAUUGUGAGCCGACAGCGUCUGGACUCUACGGAAAAUAUGCUGGUCAGCACGGAGCUGGCUAACCGGAUGUCCCUCUUCUACGCCCAUGCCACGCCCAUGCUCAAGGUACUGAGUGAGGCCACCUCAAAGUUCGUCAACGAUAAUGCGGAUGAUGUCCAGAAUACGACAGAGACGCUCGGCACCAUGGCCAAGGUGUGCCUGAGGAUGCUCGAGAAUCCAAAACUUCUGCAACAGAUCGAGCGGGAAGAUACAAAAAUGCUGGUGCUGCGUGUGAUGGUGGGCCUGGUGAUCCUCUACGACCAUGUCCAUCCGGAGGGUGCCUUCGUUCGAGGGGCUCAUGUGGAUGUGAAGGGAUGUGUGCGACUGUUGCAGGCGCAGCCAGCCAUCAAGGCGGAGCCCCUUCUCAAUGCCCUGCGGUACACGACAAAGCAUCUGAACGAGGAGAACACGCCGAAGAACAUACUCCGCAUGCUGGCCGCAUAAUAUCGGAUAAUGUCGGACGGAUAAUGGAGAUGGAUGGAAUGGCGAGAAGAUAAUUCAUUAACGUUAAUUUUAUGUGUAUGCGUAUCGAUUUAAAUGGUUUUAUUUUAUUUAUGUAAUUAGUAGGCCUCUGUAUUAUUUGUAAAGAUUGUGAACGCGAGUGUGUUGUGCUAGUAGGAGGAGGCAGCCUCUAGUUUUAUUUUUAAACCUGUGUGCAUUUCCAGAAAUUGUUUUUUCGUUUAUGGCGUUUAUUUAGCCUCCAGCCUCCGCGAAAAUGAUCAAAGUCGAUGGACCGAUGUGGCCCGAUGUGGAACGCAUAUAUCAGCAGCAUCAGCAACAAUAUUUAGUUGAUAAUCUAGCCCUAAUGUUAAGCAAUUGAAGAUGAGAACCAGAACCUUAUUAACCUAACAACAAAUUAGCGCAAAAGUUGUGUAGAUGUCGAUGUCGAUGGUAUUUUGAUGGGAGAUAUAUAUGUAUGAGAGAUAAAUCCUAAAAUUUCACUAAAGCAGAGAUUAUAAAUAUAAAAAGCAACAAUUUUAAAUCAAAUUUAGAGUAUUUUUUGUACAUGACCGGAGUGUUGGCGAUUACUUGAAAGUGAAUGUAGAACAAAGUGUAAAGAUCUAAAUAAUGCAUAAAUUAAUUGAUUAAACUAUAUAAAAAAUAAACACAAACGAAUUGUAGGAAUUAAACGCCUAAACACUCAACUGAACCACAAGCAAAAAGCGGAUGCAUUUAUAAAAGAUAUAUAUAUAUAUAUAUAUAUAUAUUAUAUAUAUUUCCACGCCGUCAACUUUGAUAAACGUAUUUAAAUAAUAAAAUCUACAAAAUAAA